AUCAUUAACCAAAAAAAAAAAAAAAGAAGUGUGAAAAAAAAAAUGGGAAGGAGUCCUUGUUGUUCUAAGGAAGGCCUUAACAGAGGAGCUUGGACUGCUCUUGAAGACAAAAUUCUUACAGAUUAUAUCAAAGUACACGGUGAAGGUCGUUGGAGAAAUCUCCCCAAAAGAGCUGGUCUUAAGAGAUGUGGGAAAAGUUGUAGGCUUCGGUGGUUGAAUUAUUUGAGACCUGAUAUUAAAAGAGGUAACAUAUCUGCUGACGAGGAAGAGCUUAUCAUCAAACUCCACAAACUCUUGGGAAACAGAUGGUCUUUGAUAGCUGGGAGGCUUCCAGGGCGAACAGACAAUGAAAUAAAGAAUUACUGGAACACCAACUUAAGUAAAAGAGUUUCCGAUCGUCAAAAGUCACCCGCCGCUCCUUCGAAAAAACCCGAGGCGGCUCGACGGGGAACUGCUGGUAAUGGCAAUGCUAAUGGUAAUGGUAGUGGUAGUUCCUCGACACACGUGGUGCGGACAAGGGCGACAAGGUGCUCCAAGGUUUUCAUAAACCCUCAUCACCACACACAAAACAGAGACCCAAAGCCUUCCUCAACUUGUUCAAAUCAUGGGGAUCACGGGGAAUCUAAAACAAUGAAUGAGUUGUUAUUACCGAUAAUGUCUGAAUCCGAGAAUGAAGGGACGACCGAUCAUAUAUCAUCGGAUUUUACAUUUGACUUCAACAUGGGAGAGUUUUGUUUAUCGGAUCUUUUGAACUCCGAUUUCUGCGAUGUAAGCGAGCUUAAUUACAGCAAAGGUUUUGAUUCGUCACCCUCACCGGAUCAGCCUCCCCUGGAUUUCUCCGACGAAAUGCUAAAAGAGUGGACGGCCGCCGCCUCCACUCACUGCUCUCACCAACGUGUGGCUUCUAAUCUCCAGUCCUUGCCUCCAUUUCUUGAAAAUGGAAUUGAAUGAGCUUGAAAAAAUAAAAGAUGAAAAAUAUUUUCUCAUGUACACCAAAUAAAUCCAUCUUCCAUCAAUAAUUCUGCUCUUCUUCUUCGUGUGUGUGGCGUUUUAGUCUCUCACAGGACUGUUUUGUCGACGAAUUUUCCAUAAGAUUUCCACGUGGGAAUGUUGGCUUGUUUCUUCCGCAUCAACUUGGACAAUAUUUUUCUAUUAAGAAAUUACAACAUAAAUUCUUUUA
Messenger RNA from Gossypium raimondii (Peruvian cotton), 1180 nucleotides. Its product is annotated as transcription factor MYB1. The transcript has 3 exons. The record is from RefSeq and is a predicted model, not a curated record. NCBI's taxonomy places the organism in Eukaryota, Viridiplantae, Streptophyta, Magnoliopsida, Malvales, Malvaceae. Bases 43 to 951 code for a protein of 302 amino acids.